Molecule: messenger RNA, 2319 nt
Organism: Suillus fuscotomentosus
Lineage: Eukaryota; Fungi; Basidiomycota; Agaricomycetes; Boletales; Suillaceae
Exons: 11
Coding region: 1-2319 (772 amino acids)
Source: RefSeq, a predicted model, not a curated record
AUGAUCGACAACCUGAGUUUGAAGGUGACUUUUUUGGAAGAUGGAAUCACUAUUGUGCGAUACCCUGAUGCUCGAGCAGGGCAGCCCAUCCCACAAGAUGACAUCUGCAAUGCUAACACUGCGUAUGCUACUGUGGACUGGGAAGUUGCACGGUGGGCUAAAUUAUGCGGUCCAACUUCAACCGCAUUUUUGGACUUACUCAGUAUCAACAGAGUCCAUGAAAAGCUUGGUCUUUCUUACAAAAACUCAAGGGAAUUGAACAAGAUCAUCGACAAGCAGCUUCCUGGUCGCCCAAAGUUCAGGCAUGAACAAAUUGUCAUUUCAGGCGAGGCCUUCGACAUUUUCUAUAGGGACAUUAUCGAGUGUGUCAAGGCUCUGUAUGGCGACCCAGAUUUUGCAGAUUUUCUGGUCUUUGCACCAGAACACCACUAUGCAGACAAGGAACAAACUGUCCAAUUGUUCCAUGAUAUGCAUACUGGUAAAUGGUGGUGGGAUACCCAGAAAAAGCUUGAUCAGCGCAAACCGGGUGCUACUAUCAUUCCAAUUAUCAUUUCGAGUGACAAGACUCAAGUAACGAUGUUCCAAAAUAAAACAGCCUACCCAGUCUACCUUACUAUCGGCAAUAUUCCUAAGGAGAUUCACCAAAAGCCCUCUCGUCGUACCCAUAUUCUUCUCGCUUAUCUUCCUACCACCCCACUGCUGGAGGAAGCUGGCUUAGAUGGUAUUGUUAUGAAAAGUGGCGAUGGUAUCCUGCGUCGUGGUCAUCCCUUAUUUUCUUGUUUCAUUGGUGACUACCCCGAGCAAGUCUUGGCUACAGGAGUCAAAGCCACGGAAUGUCCCAAAUGUGACAUACUACCAGACAAACUUGGAAGCAAUGCCACACCUUUCGAGAUGCACAACCUUGAUGUCGUCCUUGAUGCAUUGGCUGCAAUUGACCAUGGAGAUAUCGAAUUUGUGCAUGCAUGCCACGAAGCUGGAAUUAAACCCAUUAUACAUCCGUUCUGGGAGCCUUUACCCUAUACCAACAUCUUCCAAGCCAUCACACCAGAUGUACUCCACCAAUUAUAUCAGGGUCUAAUCAAGCAUCUCCUUGGUUGGCUGGCCGAGGCAUUUGGAGCAGCCGAAAUAGAUGCCAGAUGCAUCACUAGCCUCUCACGAAUUAGUGGUACAGAGCAUAGUCAGAUAUGCCGUUUUCUACUUGGCAUCAUUGUCGACAUCCGGCUCCCCAACCAACUUGCACCGAGCCAUCUCAUACAAGCUGUCAGAGGUUUACUUGACUUCUGGUACCUUGCGCAAUAUCCUUGCCAUAGUUCCAAAACAUUGACUCUUCUCAUGGAAGCUCUCGAUCUUUUCCAUGACAACAAGCAGAUCUUUCUCCAUGCAGCCCGGCACUAUAUGUCGAUGAUCCAGACUUUUGGCAUGACUGACAAUUAUAAUACAGAAUAUACUGAGCGCCUCCACAUUGACUUGGCCAAAGAUGUGUAUCGUGCGACAAACCACAAAGAUGAGUUUGUCCAAAUGACUCAGUGGCUCAAAUGCAAAGAGAAGAUCGUUCGACAUGAGAGGUAUUCUCAUUCGACACCAACCACAUCCACCAAACCUCAUCUGAGUGUGAAAAGUGUCCCAAUUCAGAAAUUAGUCAUGGAGUAUGGGGCCACGUACUUUCGUGAGGCACUUGCAAGAUAUGUUGCACAGCUGCAUCAUCCACAUGAAGCCACCACUCGUCACCGCCUCGAAGACCUUGCUGCCACUAUUCACCUCCCAUUCCGUACACUUCCUGUGUAUCAUGUAGUCAAAUGGCGAUCUGUUGAUCCACAGGGACACAGUGAUCUGUGUGUCACGGUGGAUAGCGUGCACGUCAAGCCUCGCCGUGUAGCCACCAGUCAAACAGGCACUGACGUCCCAGCACGAUUUGAUACCGUGCUUAUUAAUGAUGGGACUGGCCGUUCUGUAGGUAUUGAAGGCUACCAUGUGGGUCAGAUUCGCAUCAUAUUCUCGAUCCCGCAGAAUUCUAUCCCAAUGAUGUUCCCUACCACAAUCCAGCCUCCCAAACAUCUCGCCUAUGUAGAGUGGUUCACUCGGUUUCCUCCUACACCUGAUUCAAACCAUGGAAUGUUCAAAGUCAGCCGCGUUGUGCAAUUGGGUGAGAGAGUUGCAAGCAUUAUACCUGUCGCAAAUAUCCACCGAAGUGUUCAUCUUAUUCCAAAGUUCGGACCUGCCGCACCUUGUCAAUGGACAAGUAGUGAAGUCCUUGAACAAUGUAACACUUUUUUUGUUGAUUCUUAUAUCGAUAGGCAUACAUUUGUGACAAUUAGAUAG